CUGGGCCAAUGGGCAAGGGGCUUGUUGGGAAGUGCCACUCUUUGAGGGAGCGGGGGCUCGGCGGUGGUGGCCCCGGCAUGAGCGGCCCGCGCUCCCCUCGUUGACUGCCGCCCCUCUCCCCUUGCCGCCCAGCCAUGGCCAGCGCCUCGAGAGACCUGCAGGGCGCCGACGUCUUCGACGAGGCCGUAAGAGGCACCUGCGACGACGCCUCGCUCUGCAAGCGAUAUGCUGUAAGCAUUGGCUACUGGAAGGAUCCUUAUAUUGAAUACUUUGUGAGACAGCCGAAAGAAAGGAAGGCACCUGAGAUUAGCCGAGGAUAUUAUGCUCGUGUUCAGGGAGUUGGUCACUUACUUAAGGCCUUCUUACAGAAGACAGAAUGCAACUGCCAAAUCAUCAACCUUGGUGCCGGCAUGGAUACCCUGUUCUGGAAAUUAAAGGAUGAGAAUCUGCUCCCUAGAAAAUAUUUUGAAAUUGAUUUCCCAUCUAUAGUCACAAGGAAAAUCCACAACAUCAAAUCAAAACCUCCCCUGUCAAAGCCAAUUGCAGAAAGCCAUUCAGGGGAGUCUCUCCUGAUAGAUGCUCACAGUCUCGACUCCAGCCGAUAUGCCAUCAUUGGUGCAGAUCUCCGAGAGCUGCCCAAACUAGAGGAAAAUCUGAAGAAGUGCAACAUGGAUCCACGGUUGCCAACUCUCCUCAUGGCUGAGUGCGUGCUGAUCUACAUGACCCGAGAACACUCUGCAGCCCUCCUCAAGUGGGCGGCAGGAAUAUUCCGGGAUGCCAUGUUCAUAAACUACGAGCAGGUGAACAUGGCUGACCGCUUUGGGCAAAUCAUGAUCGACAACCUGCAGAGCAGGCAGUGCAACCUGGUUGGAGUGGAGGACUGCCGGUCUCUGGAAACCCAGAAGGAGCGGUUUCUCCUCCACGGCUGGGAAACAGCAAAUGCGGUCGAUAUGGUGAAAGUGUACACUGGCUUGCCGGCAGCAGACCUCAAAAGGAUAGAAGCCCUGGAGUUCCUGGACGAGAGAGAACUGCUCGAACAGCUCAUGCAACAUUACUGUCUCUGUUGGGCCACCAAGGACUCUUGUCACCUGGGUCUGGCAGAGAUUGCUCUCUAGCUCCUUGCUCCAGUGGAGCCCAAGGCAAGCCUGCUGCCCGCCCGCCGCUGGUGGGCCUCUGCACGUGUGUCGGCUCUGGCUGGCUCCUCCCCACCCGCUGGGCCUGCAAGAGGGAGUGUGAGCCGUGGAGGGUUGGCAGGGCCAGGCCUCUCCCCCGCCCCCUCGUCGUCUGGCCGCCUUCUGAUAACCUCUCCAUACGUGAGCAUCUCUCCCCCCUUUCCAGAGACCUGUGUUUUGGAAUUAUUUAUGAGCAGAAAUGAUUUGUGUUUCCCGCACUUGUUAGCUGACGACAGUCUGAUGCAGCUGAACGUCUUUCUGGCCCAUCUUCUCUGUCUCACUGAGCGGCUGAGAACGGGACUGGGGAGACUGGUUGAGCUACUCUCCGAGGAGGUGGGGGGGGGAGCCAGGAGAGGCUUGUCCUGAUGAGCAGGCGUGGGCAGUGGAGGCGCAGCUGCCUCUCCUCCUUGGGGCCCCGUUUGCUCCUCUCUCUCCCCAUACCACUCCAGCAUGAAUGAGAGCCAUGCUGCUUGCAGGCUGUCCAUUCAUCAGGUAGAGCUGCACAGCUCUACCUGAUGAAUGGACAGCCUGCAGGCAGCAUAGGGCGGGAGAGAGAGGAGCAAAUGGAACUCCUCAAAGGAGGCAGUUGGGCCUCCUUCAGUGCCCCCCCCCCGAAGUGGAUGUUUCUCUCUGCUGAUCCUGGAGGCUCUCCCGCCUUCUCGGGUCUCUUCCUCCUGUGUCGGCGUUGCUCCUGGGAGUUCUCUGGCCUGCAGGGGACUCUUGUUUCUUCCUUGUGAAUCUUCUCAGCCGUGCCAAGGGGUCGCUGCUGCAUUCCGGGAGGGCUUCACUCUCUGCCAAGGCGCACACGCGAGAAUUUGCCCUUCUUCCUCUGGCUGUACUGAAAUGCACUCCUGCCCCUCCUACUGCAAGGAUGAAUAAAUGGUGGAUCUUUGUA
This is a messenger RNA of Hemicordylus capensis (graceful crag lizard), 2067 nucleotides long. It is a transcript of the gene LCMT1, whose product is annotated as leucine carboxyl methyltransferase 1. Lineage: Eukaryota; Metazoa; Chordata; Lepidosauria; Squamata; Cordylidae. Gene Ontology annotation, molecular function: protein C-terminal leucine carboxyl O-methyltransferase activity. Gene Ontology annotation, cellular component: cytosol. Bases 135 to 1115 code for a protein of 326 amino acids. The transcript has 11 exons. The record is from RefSeq and is a predicted model, not a curated record. Gene Ontology annotation, biological process: C-terminal protein methylation.